GCCAGCCCCGAGGCCCGGGCAAAAGGCUGGGACUUUACUCCGGCGGCAGAGAGCGACCCGUGCUCCAUCAGCUGCCGCAACCGCCGCGCCCGCGCCCGAGCCACGAUGAGCGGCAGAGUCGGAGAUCUGAGCCCCAAGCAGAAGGAGGCGCUGGCCAAGUUUCGGGAGAAUGUCCAGGAUGUGCUGCCCAUUCUGCCAAAUCCAGAUGACUAUUUUCUCCUGCGCUGGCUCCGAGCUAGAAACUUUGACCUGCAGAAGUCCGAAGCCAUGCUCCGGAAGCACGUGGAGUUCCGAAAGCAAAAGGACAUUGACAACAUCAUGAGCUGGCAGCCUCCAGAGGUGGUCCAACAGUAUCUGUCAGGGGGCAUGUGUGGCUAUGACCUGGAUGGCUGCCCCGUCUGGUACGAUGUCAUUGGACCUCUGGAUACCAAGGGUCUGCUCCUCUCAGCCACCAAACAGGACUUGCUCAAGACGAAGAUGCGGGACUGUGAGCGGCUUCUUCAGGAGUGUGUCCGCCAGACCGAAAAGAUGGGGAAAAAGGUGGAGACAGUCACCCUGAUUUAUGACUGCGAGGGUCUUGGCCUCAAGCAUCUCUGGAAGCCUGCGGUGGAGGCCUAUGGAGAGUUUCUCUGCAUGUUUGAGGAAAACUAUCCUGAGACACUGAAGCGUCUUUUUGUUGUUAAAGCCCCCAAGCUGUUUCCUGUGGCCUAUAACCUCAUCAAGCCCUUCCUGAGUGAGGACACUCGCAAGAAGAUCAUGGUCCUGGGAGCAAACUGGAAGGAGGUUUUACUGAAAUAUAUCAGCCCUGACCAGCUGCCUAUGGAGUAUGGGGGUACCAUGACUGAUUCUGAUGGAGACCCCAAGUGCAAAUCCAAGAUCAACUAUGGGGGUGACAUUCCGAAGAAGUAUUAUGUGCGAGAUCAAGUGAAACAGCAGUAUGAGCACAGUGUGCAGAUUUCUCGUGGCUCCUCCCACCAAGUGGAGUAUGAGAUCCUCUUCCCCGGCUGUGUCCUCAGGUGGCAGUUCAUGUCAGAUGGUUCAGACAUCGGUUUUGGGAUUUUCCUGAAGACCAAAAUGGGGGAGCGGCAGCGGGCAGGGGAGAUGACGGAGGUGCUUUCCAACCAGAGGUACAAUGCCCACCUGGUCCCUGAGGAUGGGACCCUCACCUGCAGCAAUCCUGGCAUCUAUGUCCUGCGGUUUGACAAUACCUACAGCUUCAUUCAUGCCAAGAAGGUCAGUUUCACUGUGGAGGUCCUGCUUCCAGACAAAGCCUCAGAAGAGAAGAUGAAACAGCUGGGGGCAGUCACCCCAAAGUAAUGCCUCCUCCCACAGAAGGCCUGGCUCCCUCAGUGUCUCCCUGUCAGUUUCUGUCCCUUGUAGCAGUCAUUUGCCCAGUAUCCAGAUGCCUCCCAAAAAACUGGGCUACAAGAAAGACCUUGGGCUGGA
Leopardus geoffroyi (Geoffroy's cat) is the source of this 1446-nucleotide messenger RNA. It is a transcript of the gene SEC14L2, whose product is annotated as SEC14 like lipid binding 2. Lineage: Eukaryota; Metazoa; Chordata; Mammalia; Carnivora; Felidae. Gene Ontology annotation, cellular component: cytoplasm. The record is from RefSeq and is a predicted model, not a curated record. The transcript has 12 exons. The coding region runs from base 106 to 1317 and encodes 403 amino acids.